Molecule: messenger RNA, 2630 nt
Organism: Syngnathus typhle (broad-nosed pipefish)
Lineage: Eukaryota; Metazoa; Chordata; Actinopteri; Syngnathiformes; Syngnathidae
Product: kelch-like protein 10
Exons: 4
Coding region: 616-2232 (538 amino acids)
Molecular function (GO): protein binding
Source: RefSeq, a predicted model, not a curated record
UGACAUGAGCAACCCCGCCGACCCCCACCCAGCCCCUUUGCUGUCAUUUGUGCCGCGACUCGGCAGCACUCCAAAGUGUAACGAAAUGGUCAAAAUUCAAGAUGAAUUGCGUGGAUGGUAGACUUGCAAGCAAGUGCGUAGAAUGUGUGUACGAAGAGCUACGUCAGACCCGAGGACUCAGCGAUGCACUGAUAGUAGUCGACCAUGUGGAGUUUCACGUCCACAAGAUCAUCAUGUGCAAUUGCAGCCCGUACUUUGGGUGAGUGCAAAGUCAAAGAUCCCAAGUCAAAGUCCUCAUUUGAAGAGUUUCACAGCUGGGAAAAAAACCCAACUCUUGUCACUGUGAUGUGAUGCUUCAAAGUUCAGACCCAGUGGUUCUCAAACUGGGGUCCGGGGACCAAGAUAGUAAAGCAAUUAGUUGUUCCAAAUGAAAAUUUGUCACAAUUGGUCAACUUUCAUUCCUUUGGCAUUCAGGGGUAGACGUGGUCCUCACAGGUUUUGGGAUUAUAAGGGAGCGCCAGGAAAAAUGUUUCUCAAGGCCUCAAGUUUGAGAACCCUGGUCAUGGUCCAAUUGUCCAUUUUAUGAAACGUUGAAAUCUUUUCUCUGUGUUCCCGAUGUUCAGGGCCCUCUUUCUACGUUGGUCCACCCCAGACCAGAAGGUUUAUGCCCUACAAGGUCUUACAGCUCACUUAAUGAAUCUCUUUAUUGAUUUUGCAUACACGGGCUGCGUGUCGGUGACAGAGGACAAUGUCAAGGACUUGUUAAUAGCCGCCGACAAGUUCAACGUCAUAGGUGUGGUAGAAAUCUGCUGCCAGUUUCUAACGGAGCAGCUGUGUCCAGAGAACUGCAUCGGCAUCUGGCAGUUCACCAGGAACUGUCACACCCCGCAGCUGCAGACCAAUGCCUACCAAUAUAUUUUAUACCACUUUGAGGAGGUGGCUACCACAGACGAGUUGCAGCAACUCUCAAUGCAGGAUUUGAGCGAUAUGCUCGACAGAGAUGACCUGAUCGUGAAAAAGGAGAACAUCGUUUACGAGGCCAUCUUACACUGGAUUGCUCAAGAGCCUUGGGAGCGGAGCAGAAACAUGCCGAUGCUCCUGGCCAAGGUCCGUCUCGCACUGACCAGUCAGGAGUACAUCACCAUCAACGUGCUGACUAACCAACUGGUGCAGAACAGCCGUGAAUGCCUGGAAAUGGUCCACUUCGCGUCACGUGUGAUUAGUCACAUGGCGAGUAGCUCCGUGUCCGCUUACUGCAACUUGGUGGCCCGUCCUCGCCUGCCUUCUGCUAUUCUGCUAGCCAUCGGGGGCUGGAGCGGCCCGAGCGCCACAGAGUGCAUCGAGGUCUAUGACGUCCACGCCAACUGUUGGGACUACCUCUUUGACAAUAUGGACCAACCCCGAGCGUACUGCGGCGCCAUCUUUCUCAAUGACGCCAUCUACUGCCUUGGCGGCUUUGACGGCAGGGAACACUACAACACCGUCAGCCGCUUUGACCUGAAAACGCGCACCUGGGAAGAAGUGGCACCCAUGCACUCGCGCCGAUGCUACGUGAGCGUCACCGUGCUAAACGGGUGCAUCUUUGCGUUAGGGGGUUAUGACGGACAUGUAAGACUUAAGACAGCCGAGUACUACAGGCCCGAAACCAACCAGUGGACCCUUGUUACCAGUAUGCACGAACAGAGGAGCGAUGCCAGCUGCACCACACUUAAUGACAAGAUUUACAUUUGCGGCGGCUUUAACGGAAACGAACCCUUGCAAACGGCAGAAUAUUACAGUCCAGAGACCAACGAGUGGACAGCAAUGGCUCCAAUGAGCAGCCGUCGCAGUGGUGUUGGAGUCAUUGGCUUUGCUGACCAUGUUUACGCAGUUGGAGGCUACGAUGGUGAAGUCCGUCUGACCAGCGCAGAGGCCUACAACCCUCGAACUAACAACUGGAUCGUGUUGCCCCCUAUGCAAUGCCCCCGAAGCAACUUUGGCAUCGAAGUAGUGGAGGACUGUCUCAUUGUUGCCGGGGGUUACAAUGGCGUCUCCACCACCAGCCACGUGGAAUACUACGACCUGACGACGGGUCUCUGGUCUCCAGCAAGCGACAUGCGUAUUUCCCGUAGCGGUCUCACUUGUUGCGUGAUGACUGGACUCUGCAACAUGACCCAAUGUGCUAUCAUUCGAAACGAUCUACCGUUGAUCUUCCUGGAAGACGAUAUGACACAAAUGGACGAUGACGUUUAAACAGAACACAUGUCCACUGCCCUGAGAAGUCAACUGAAAAGGUUUUCACAACCAAGAGGAAACAAUUAAAUAAAAGAGAAAAAAAGCCAUUACUACAAAAGAUGCAGAUUUUUUUUUUUUUUUAUUAUUUUUCUCAGACAAGAAGAAUUUAGAUCUAUUUCAUCUAGGGGUCUGUAAAAUAUUUCCAAUCAAUUUUUUCCUCACCUCUUAACUAAGGAAUUUAAGCCAAAACUUGGUGACAACCAUUCGUGCUUCGUGGGGUGGAGGGACAAAUAAAGUGAGACAAGGAAAUAUCUUAACUGUUGGGUGCAGUUCUAAGCAAUCGUCAUUGCAUAAACUGAUCUGCAAACCAUCUUUGUUUGAAAUUGUAUUGAAAAUAAAUCUUAACUCAACUUUUA